Messenger RNA from Cuscuta epithymum, 7963 nucleotides. The record is from the annotation of a GenBank genome assembly. NCBI's taxonomy places the organism in Eukaryota, Viridiplantae, Streptophyta, Magnoliopsida, Solanales, Convolvulaceae.
GCCGCCUUAUCUUAUACUCCCUCCAUCUCUUAAAACUUUGUCAACAUUCCUUUUUGGGACGUCCCAAAAAACUUUGUCACUUUCCCUUUUAAUCAAUAUUUUGUGGUUUUUGUUAUUUCUCUCUCGUCUACACAAACCUCAACCACAUAGUUUUUACUUUAUUAUUCUCCGUGCCGGUCAACUUUGGCAAAGUUUUAAGGGUCGGAGGUAGUACUUAGAAGAACUACAUAUGAGAGAAACAUAUUUCCCGCUCAAUUGUAGAGAGCUUAUUUUCUAAUACCCAAAAGCACUAUAUAUGAGAGAGAAAAUUUCCAUUCAGUUGUUAGCCGGUUUAUUUUCUUAUACCUAAAAACACUAUAUAUGAGAGAGAAAAUUAUUUCAUUCAAUUGUUAGUCGGUUUAUCUUAUACUUAAAAAAAUGUUAUAAGAGAGAAAGUUCUCUUGCUCAAUUGUGAGCAAACUUAUCUUCUAAUCUUCUAAUAUCUAAAAGCACUACAUAUGAGGGAGAAUAUUUUUCUGCUCAAUUAUUAAUCAACUUAUCUUACCUAGAAGCACUACAUAUAAGAGAAUAUUUUUCCGCUCAAUUGUUAGUUGUCUCAUCUUAUCUAUACUUAAUUAACUCAACUAAGUCCUCUCCCGCCUAAAGUUUCUAGGGUAUUUUCGUAAACUCUGGUUCUCCUCUCCCCUUCGCAGAUCAGUUCCUACUCAUGCGUUUCCUACGCGUAUUUUUCGAGAAGUUUUAGCUUCUCAAACCUUCUCCUCUUAUACGGCUCUCAAAGCCUCCCCCCUUUUGACACGCUAGACACAUCAAACAUCUUUAUUCUUCGUAAAUCGUCCCUAGCAAAAGGAGUUCAUCCCACCCAUAUAUGAUAGAGAUGGUUCUUCUUGGAUGAUGAGGUACAUUUAUUAGAAUUUCAUUUGAUUUUAUUUUUUCUAUCAGAGCCUUUUCUUUUGUUUUCUAUUUCAUCUAAUAUGGUUUGAUUCAAUGUUCAGUUUGCUCUCCAUGACUAUGUUAACUAUGCACGGAACAUGUUUGAUGAAAUGUGAGAACUGUCAAAGAGAAGCAUUCAAGGAAAAAACUCCAACUUUUCUUCUUUUGUUCCUUCAUCCCUUCUUCCACUUCAGCAGCCCGCUCAAAAAGUCAUGUUCUUCGUAUCACUUCAUCAGCCCCACAUUUCCUUCAUUCCCUUCAUCCCCUUCAUCAGCUACUACUCAUGUGUUUCCUUGACCUUGUGACAAGGUAUCAUAAUAAAGUCACUAUUGCCUUAUUAUCUCUAAUCUUCUCAAUUUCCUCCAUUCUUGAUACAGAUGCCUGAGUAUUCAGUCAUUUGAAGAAUAGUAGGCUGCAAAUGUCUGAGGGUGUCAGCAACCAGUAUAUGAAUUGGCAGAGAUGAUAGAACAUGCUUGAUGAGUACAUCUUCCCCCUUGAGAAAAAGCUUUCUGUCUCCAUGGAGUAAGUUUGGUUUCAAUGAAAAUACCUUUAUGAAGGUAAUUUCCCGGGUAUGUAAUUGGAAGGAAGGUUCUUUUUAUUUUCAGAAUUCUUUCCAUAUUGCUAACCCUGAGUGAAGAAGUCUUGCCACAUAUUGCCAGAUUGGGAUAUUUGAUACUUAAAAUAAAUAAACCUCUACUUUAUGAUUAAUUUAGUUUUGACUUAAUCCACUAAAAAAAUACUGCUUAUUUAAAUGAUUUCAAAUGUUAAUAACAGUUUAUACAAAAAUACAAAUCCCCAAGUCUAAAGUAUGCAUAUUUUGUGGUUCCAAAUCACUGUGUUUGAUUGAGUUGCUAAAAGUUUUUGUUCUUGCCUUUGACCUCUCUUUAGUUUGUUUAUCUUUAGUGUGCUGUUUGAAUACUUUUAGGUGAUGUAAACUAUAUGCAAGUAUAACUAAAUAUCAAAUGUGGUUUAAUAAAUCAGGAAUUAACAUCUAGAAGUACUACGUGAAGAGGAAAUAAUGCACUUUUGUUCUUGCCUUUGAUCUCUCUUUAGUUUGUUUAUCUUUAGUGUGAUGUUUGAAUACUUUUAGGUGAUGUAAACUAUAUGUAAGUAUAACUAAAUAUCAAAUGUGGUUUAAUAAAUCAGGAAUUAACAUCUAGAAGUACUACGUGAAGAGGAAAUAAUGCACUUUUGUUCUUGCCUUUGAUCUCUCUUUAGUUUGUUUAUCUUUAGUGUGCUGUUUGAAUACUUUUAGGUGAUGUAAACUAUAUGUAAGUAUAACUAAAUAUCAAAUGUGGUUUAAUAAAUCAGGAAUUAACAUCUAGAAGUACUACGUGAAGAGGAAAUAAUGCACUUUUCUGUUUAGUGACAAAAGAUAAUUGAGAGAUGAGCACUUCUACAAUUUUUCACUCUUCAACCAUUAUACUACUGAAGCCUAAAGUCUUAACUAAGAAGCGAAUAUUUAAAUGAAAGAUCUGCAAUUUUUCUUCUCUUUUACUUACUAUGGUUUGGGUUCAUGUUCUAAUUGCUCUCCAUGACAUUAAAGUUGGGUGGAGCUUAUGGACAAUGUUGAAUUAUUUAUUAUGGACUAUAUUAACUUUAUGCACAGUACAUGUUUGAUGAAAUGUUUCUAAAACUUCUAAAUAUUGAAUUAAAUCUUCAAAACUUUUAUAUCAAUACAAUAUAUGGGGUUUCUAUCAGCUUUUAAUAAGAGGUUUCUAUCAACUUUAUUCAUUAAUACACACUAUAUUCAACUCAAAUCAAUUCAACCUUUUUUUUUAAUUUACAUCAUAUGCAAUCUAAUCCUUGAAUAUAUUUGUUUGCACCAAAGGUCUGGAGUGUUGCUUAUUUCAUUUAUAUGCCUUUAUUGAUUAGCUCCGAGUUAAUUAAUCCUCUAAAUAACAUAACAUCAUUGCUAAAAAAGUUUUUCAUGUGAUAGUGUCUUUAAAAUACAUAUAGGUAGAGAGUAAGAGUGUUAUGUAUUUAUGAUAUAUGUUUGGAUUGGCCUUAUAAGAUUCUUACAGGUUUAUGACUACUUUGUUUUAAGAUUGAAAAUUGAAAACUCCCUUAAACUUUUAUGUUUUAACAAUCAUGUGAGAAAGGUUGAUCAUUAGUCCAAGGAAAAAUUGAUAGUAAUAAUCCCAACUAUUGGCGGUCCGCUCAUAAUAAUCCCAACUAUCGAUUAUUUCAGAAUAAUCCCAACUUUAGGGACCUUCCGCCAAUAGUGGUCCCUAUAAAUAAAUUUAUGUAGUUUCUAAAGUGGAUGAGGAGUGAUAUAGCAAGUAAUCCCUAUAAAUAAUCUCAACUUCUAAUUUUUACACUUAAUUUCUAUUUAAAAUUCACUUUUUAUAGGAGGUAAUAUCUGACCAUGGACCAUUAUUGGCGGACGAUCCAUAUAGUUGGGAUUAUACAAAAAUAAUCAAUAGUUGGGAUUAUUAUCAGCGGACCGGCAAUAGUUGGGAUUAUUAUUUUCAAUUUUUCCUUAGUCCAAAUAGUAAAGCCUGAAAAAAGCCAGAACUAUUCUGCUCCACAGAGACUUCAUUUCUUCACGCAAAGGCAGUCUUACUUCAAGAAUUGAGAUGAUCAUUGGUUAACCUUCUUCUAUUUUCUUGCCUGUUUGGUUUUGUUCAGAAUUUUCUAUUUGAUUCUAUUUUGAGUUAUAUUUUUCUAUUUGACUUCAUUUCUGUUUUCAAUUUCCAUUUGUUGCCUUAUGCAGUAUAUUCACAAUCUUAUUUAAUUGGAAAUGUUGUCAUCUAAUUCAUUUGAUUUUUCACUUCUAUUUAUCAAAAAAAGUUUCAUCUAAUCAGCCAAGCUUAUAUAAAAUUGGGGGCGGGAGAUUUGAUCUGUGUACACAAUAUUAUUGAAACGUGUAAUCUUAAUUCUAAUACUAUCGUAUAUGUUUAGUAAUAUUGAUAUAUUUGAGCGUUACUAACCAUUAUGUUGGGCAUGUGAUGACACUUUUGAUUAUGCUAAUAACUUAUUUGGUGAUUAUUUUGAUUGAAACAUAGUACUCCAUGUAAUUUAUCUUGAUUUUCCAUUCUGAUUUUUCUUCUUCUGUUCAGAUUGGAAUAUUGGAUCGCUCCAGCAAAAGGACCUUUUUCAAAUAACAUAAGUAAUAACUUAUGUUGUAAUUAACACAAAGUUGAAUAUUUCCUGACCACCCACAAUCCCACAUAGAAGCUCUGAGCUUGAGAUGGUCAUUUAUAUGUAAGAGGUAUCUUUCCCUGCUAUCUUUCAAUUAAUUGAUUAAAAAGAGUGCCUAUUUUAUGUUUUGACGAAUUUUCCAGUUUAUAAAAUUAACAUACCCACGCUCUUCUUUCUCUAUCCCGUUCUUCAUCCUCAUCUCUUUUCUUCAUUUUAAUUCUUCAACAAGGUGAGUUCAUCUUUUUUCAGUCAACAAGCUAGGGUAAAUUUGUUGUUCCUAAAUCAAUUUCAUAUCAUUGAGUCAAUAAGUUUUAAGUCCAAUUUACACCCUAUUAAAGGAUAUAAUAAUUUUUUUAGACUUAAGUUUUGAUUUAGCAUAGGUUAUGUUUUAGUCUGCACUGGACUGUUUUUAGUUUGUUUCUGUUUUCAAAAAUAUCAUGAUAAAUAAAAAGUGAAAAAGCUUUUGAAAACUAAUUUCAUUCAAAUUGGAUGAUGAUUAUAUCUGUAUGUCAGAGGUUUACUUUUGGUUCUUUCAAUCAAAACAAUCACAAGCACACAUCCACGUGUCUUUGCGUAUUAGCUUUAGCACUACUGUUUUUGAACUAUGGCUUUUAUUGAUUGUUGUUGUGAUAGGAAUAAAUAAUUAGUGGGCCUAUUCAAUAAAUAAUUAGUGGCCCUAGUCAUUAAAGAGUAUGAUAGAAAAGACAAGAAGUCUAUUAUUAGUUAAUUAACUAGUUAAUAGUUCCUUUUAUCCCUGCGCGGCAUCAUGUGCGAUCUUCCAACAGUCCAACGACCUCUGGAGGUAACCCUAUUAAUCCGAUCAACUCCCGCAUCCAACUUCACAGAGAGCCUGAGAUCCAUAAUCGGUUUUCUAUCCAGACCGGUAGGAAAAUUGAUAUACCAAUUUUCACUGGAGAUAACGCGUACAAUUGGAUUGUAAGGAUGGAAAGGUAUUUCAGAGUAAAUCAUAUUCAGGAAGAAGAACAGGUUGAAGCAGCUGUGGUUGCUAUGGAGGGCAGAGCGAUUAACUGGUUUAUUUGGUGGGAGCAUCAGAUUGAGAGAAGAAACUGGGAAACUCUGAAGACCUCUAUUAUCAGAAGGUUCCAACCUGAUUUGAUCCAAAACCCCUAUGGACCGAUGCUAAGCCUGAAACAGACAGGUACAGUGCAGGAAUUCCGAGACGAGUUUGAAAUGGUGAUAACACCCCAAAUUAAUAUUGAUGCUGAAAUCCUGAAGGGCAUUUUUAUCAAUGGACUGAAGGUUGAGAUCAAAGCGGAGCUGAAAAUGCACAACUCUAGCUCUCUAGCUGAAGUAAUGGACAUGGCCAUAUUGAUUGAAAACAAAAAUGAGGCAUUGAAUUUUAAAAGGAAGGAAGAAGGCAUGUUCUUAUGGAAGGAAAAAGGACCAGUACCUAGCAAAUCUCAGAAUUGGGGAGAAGGCUAUAAGGCUAGAUAUGGUAGCUCUGGAUUCAAUAAUCAGGGAAAAGAGGCAACAGAUAAUAGGAAUUUCAAUUCCUGGUUUGAGAAAAUGGAGAAGAAGAUCACUGACAUGCAAUCUUCAGGAAUCAGGAAGGUAGCACCCCAGUUAUCUCAAGAAGAAUUUCAGGAAAGAAGCCGGAAGGGGCUGUGUUUUAAGUGCGGAGAAAAGUGGAAUAAAGAGCAUACCUGCAAGCUGAGGCACUAUAAGUUGAUGCUAGUAGAAGACUCAGAUGCUGAAGAAGAAACAGAUUUUGAAGAACCUGAAAUUCCAGAAGAAGAAGUGAUGUUGGAGUCCAAAUCCAUGCACUUGUCACUUAUGAGUAAGGAAGGGAUACCUACCAUGAGAGCUUUCAAGAUUAAAGGAAUUCUGAAGUGGGAUAGAGGGGUAAAACAAGUGGAAGUGCUGAUUGAUAGUGGGGCCACUCAUAACUUCAUUUCUAAGAAACUGGUGGAUGAAUUGGAGCUGCCUUUUAAAACCAUUUCAGGAUAUAAAGUGCAAGCCGGUAAUGGAGAAAAGCUAUCUAAUGAUGGAAGAUGUGAAGAUUUGACUUUAUGUAUGCAGGGUUCAAUCAUAAAACAAAACUUUUACUUUCUGAAUUUGGAAGGAACUGACUUCGUAUUGGGAAUGGAGUGGCUGACUACUUUAGGUGAUGUAGAAAUAAACUUUCUGAAACACCGUAUAAAAUGGAAGGUUCAGGGGCUAGAUCAGCAGAUCCAAGGAGAUCCCCAGCUGAAUUCAAUAGAGGUUUCUUUGAAAACUAUGUCACAGAUUAUACAAGAUUCUGGAGAUGGGUGUUUAGUGUACCAGGAGGGGAGAUUGCUGCAAAUGGAGAAGGGUGUUGCUUAUGCUGAAAGUCAGGACCAAGCUCAGGUUGGUGACUGUAUAUUAAUACUCCAGGAUGUUUUGACACAGUCAUGGGGGCAGAAGGAUCCACAAAAUUUUGCAAUUGAAGAAUCAGUGGUCACUCAAUCUGAUGCCAAGAUGAGGAUUUUAGUAAAGGGCGACAAUUUGAAAGCAUUCCAUCACCAAAACAAGACUGACAAGUUUCUAGUCUGGGGCUCCUCAGAUUCUGGAUUGAGCUGGGCUAAAGAGUUUGAUUUUAAAUAUCAUAUGGAUGGACUCAAUAUGGAACUAGAUUCUACUUCUCAGGCGGUUGUGAUUGUUAAUUCCCAGACAGGGCAUCUCGUGGACCUAUCUUUAAAACAAGGAAGUGGGAAGGGAAUCACAGCUGCUAGAAUCUGGUGGGGUGCACUGGACAUUCAAAGUGAAACUAUUCAACAAACAAUCUGGAACCAUAGCUCUCUUCAUUGGCCAUCUAAACAGGAGGUUGGGAAUGACACAACACUAUCAUUGCAUAUGCUCAGUCAUGCAGUAGUACAGAUCAAAAGGAUGGCCCAAGCAUUGAAGUUAAGAGCCAGAACGCAAUGUGGUACUGGGAAGGGAGAGGAGCUCGAAUGAAGAUAAAGUUGAUAGUCAAGGCUGACUCCUAUCACCCACCUUGAGGACAAGGUGGUUGUUUAGGGGGGGAGUAUUGAUAGGAAUAAAUAAUUAGUGGGCCUAUUCAAUAAAUAAUUAGUGGGCCUAGUCAUUAAAGAGUAUGAUAGAAAAGACAAGAAGUCUAUUAUUAGUUAAUUAACUAGUUAAUAGUUCCUUUUAUCCCUGCGUGGAUAUGGACUAUAAAUAGAAGGGGGAGUCAGCUAAAAAGAGGAGGCUAUUAUUGAAUUGUUAUUUUGGCUUGGAGAGUGGGCUUCUCGAACAGUCCCAGCAUCUGUAUACCUAUUCUGAUUACUACCUACUUCAAUAUUUCACUUUCAUCGAUCUGUUCUUGCUUCAAUCCCUGCGGAAUUGUUAUUGCUCUGUUGUGUUGAGAUUUAUACCAGGUUCUAUCAUGUUGCUUAUUUGGUCUUGAUAUAUAAGCGUUGACGUGUAUAUCACAGGAUGAAUUUUCAUCCAAUCAGGUGUUUUUGCAUUCCGUUUCUUUUUAUUUAGGGUUUUUGUGGUUUUCUUCAGCUUCUUUUAAUCUUCUUCAUUUUUAACAAGCAAUCCUUGGAUUUUUUUUACUUACAAACACUAAAAUUUGGUCACAUCUUCUUUUUGUUUCUUAUGAAACAUGAUGGCCAUUAUAUCAUAAUUGUGCAGGGAAAAAACUUGAAGAGGACACUUCGGAUGAGAAUUUUGAAGUAUGGAAUUGCUCAAUAAACUUAUGAGACUUAUGUUAUUUUAAAAUCCCCCCUUAAUAAUGUAUAGUAGAUACUGAGUUAGCUGGAGCUUUGUUUUAUUGAGAUUUAUCGACACCUAUAUUAGUUUGAAAAAAUACCUAUGUAAAUACUUUGUUUAAGGGCACUACUUUAUUUUCAGUGUAAAAUAUAUAUAUUGCAUUUACUUGAAGGAUUUAUUGUUUCUCUUGCUA